AGUUCGCAUUCACCCAGUGGCCGGCAGUUCCGCGGACUUGCCGGGUGUGCCGCCCCUGGCCUGCGGCGCUCUCGGGGCUGCCAGGGAUGCGCGCCAGGCAUCAGCUUGGAAGCGGAAUUCCUGCUGCCCUCUGGAAAGUGAUGUGCGCAAAAUGAAGUUGAUCUUUGGGGACGGUUUCUUCAGCCUGUAAUCGCGCUCUCGUUUGAGUAUUGCAAACGAAAGUAUCGGUUAUGCUGCAGGUGAAGAUCAGGUUUGAAUGGGCAAAUAUUGCCACCAGUACAAUCUUCUAGAGUCUUUUACUUUCAGAUGCAAUGCUGGUGAUGAAACUAUAACAGGCCAGAGACCCUGUCUUGUUGUUGCCCAGGCAACAUUCCCUGGAGUUCCAGGGGUUUUAGAGGAGGCAGGAAAGUGGGAUCAGGCUCAGGGUAGCAAUCUGUGUUCCGCAUGUCAGUGUCUUGCCAAAAGAAAAGACAACCCCCUAUUUUAAUUUGGUAAUCUUGAGUUUAGCUAGCAGGGAAGUUAGUGUGUGCUCGACUCUGAAACUUCCCGGACUUCCACUGUGUUGUGCUGCUAGUGUUACGUCAGGUGUCUUCAUUUACCACUCUGACUACAUAGGUUUUAUUUAUUCAUAAUUCCACUGUCUAGCAUAACGUCCAUUGUUGGGGGCAAGGCAGAGACUUGGGCUGAAUCAACAACUUGUUCCUCCGUGUCUCCUAGCCACAAAAAGGAUGCAUGUCAUUGUAAACAGUUAGCAUAAUCCCACAGGAUGCCCCUGGACAGGGGGGCUUUGUCUGAGAUAAAACAUCACUGAAACGGUGUGGGAGAGCAACUGAUAACUGGAAAUGUUAUUGCUCUUGGGCCAUAGCCUAUGGUCCUUUAUGCAAAGUCCGUAACAAUGGCAUCCCUAUUUUAUUAACUAAUUGGGGAUUAAGGGUUUCAUAAAAUCAAAAAGUUCAUAAAAGUGACCACUUCAAAAUGACAGUAGGUAUGGUGCAUACGUGGCAGUAUGGUGCACUGCAUUGCUUUUUUUUCUUCUUGUCCUUCAGACAGCUGAAAAGUGAUUUCCAGUGCACUGAAGGCAACAGAAUGUGCAGGGAUGUCAACUUGUUCUUCAUCAACAUCACUUCCAUUAUGUGACUUUUUUCCCUGUCAAGGAGACAUGAUCCAUAUAACUAGUUGUUUAUAAGCACAGAGAGUUGCAGUGAUCAGCGUGGAAGCCACAAACGUGUGAAUCACAGUGGCCAAGCCAGGUCUGAUGGUGCAAGAUGCAGCUGCCCUUUCACCAAGGAAGGAAAGGCACUUUGGCAGCCAUGGCUGAUAAGGCAGAAGCGUUUGUUUGGGUUAACGAUGCAUUGGCUCAUUCCCAGAGUGUUGCCAAGGCCAAAUAUGAAUUUCAGUUUGGUGGGUCAGAAACACAGAAACCUUCAGAAACAGGUGGACAAGGAGAUAGCACCCUGCUCCCACAUAACGUCUCAAAUGAAUUUCCAGAAUAUGGCACGAUGGAGCAAGGUGCAGAAUCACUGAGGAGUUCAUCUGAGUUUCUAGCAGAGGCUAUAAUAUGCAGUCCAGAAAGGAGGGAGGAUGACCUGUUGCCUACUCUUCUUGCAAGUGGCACUUAUGCAGAUGAGCCAGUAUCUUGCAUUGAGGCAUCACUGCUACCAUCGAAAGAAGAAACUUUGCCACGUGCUGAUAGACAGACUGGGGUUGUGAAAAUUUCUCAAGAGCUAGAAGCUGCAAAAGUACAGAAGGGAGCAAAUGCUUUUCUUUGUUCAGAGCUGCAAAUGGAAAAAGAAAGGAGUAUUGGCAGCCAAGGCAUACAAGCAGCCAGAGAAUUGGUUCCAGCAGGCCAAGAAAAACCCUCAGACGAGCCUCUUCCAUCUGAAGUAAGAGCUGAGGAGAAAUUGUAUUCGAUCGUAGAAAAAGAUCUGGCUGCAACAGUAACUGGAGAAAUGCAGUUAGAGUCCUUGCAAGCCAUCAAUAAUAAAACUGAGGAGGUCCCCAAAGUGAAGGAGACAAGCUGUCACACACCAUCUGUACCAGCCCUGGAGGCAGACAGCAAAGUUGGGGGCGUUAUCAGUAUUCUGGGAGAGGGAUGGUCAGAUUUUGAGAAGGAAUUUUCAAUGUACAAUCCAGGCGAGAUGCAAACGGGUCCUGGGAGGAGGAUAUCGAAAGAGGCAGCUGUGAGCAGACAUGUAGAAUUUCAAGGAGUGGAGAUUUUAUGGAUACAGAAACCAGAGGAGCAGAAGGGAGCGAAGCAUUCAGUGCUAGAGGCCAGUGCACACUUACAAAGGGCCGUGUCUGUAGAAAAGAAGUUCUCCAAAGCAUCAAGCCAACCCAUUCCAGCCUCGGUCUCCUCAGGGUUAGUCACUUUGUCUGAGAGUGUUUGGAACGAAGCCCAGGCAGAUUUCAAACCAGGAGUUGGCUCGGAGUCCUUUUCUCUAGCUUUGCUAGCUGAAGGUGGGGAGGAUGAAGUCUUUGUGAAGGAUAAACUUGCAGAAGAAAAGAACCACGUGCUGAACACAGACAGUGAAAGGAUCAUGGAGGAGGAAGAAGCAGCCAUGGGAGGAUAUGAAGAUCUCCUUGGACAGAGGCACGCAGAAGUCUCCAUUGAUGUGUAUAGCUCACAGUUUGAAAACAUUCUAGACAAUACUUCUUUAUAUUAUAGUGCGGAAUCCCUGGAGACUUUAUAUUCGGAACCCGAUAGCUACUUUAGUUUUGAAAUGCCACUCACCCCGAUGAUCCAGCAACGUAUCAAGGAAGGUAGUCAGUUCUUAGAAAGAACUGCUUCAGGACAGCACGAUGUCUGUAAGCUUCCCAUAAAUGGUGAGAUCAAGAGUCAAUGCAGAGACAUCUCCAGUGGACUAAGGGAUGUAAGUGACACCCUCUUCAGAAGAGACGUCACAGAGGUUACUCAUUUGGACAGCAAUGCUGGACUGAAAAAUUCGCUGUUCGACUCCACAGCUGCCAUGGGUAGCAAUGAGCUCCUGGAGAAAGAUAGCACUGAAAACCAUAGUAAAGAUCUCAGCAAUGGCACCGACAGCAAUUUGGAAGCAGCCAGAAGGCUGGCUAAGCGCCUCUACCAACUGGACCGAUUCAAGCGCUCUGAUGUGGCAAAGCACCUGGGUAAAAACAAUGAGUUCAGCAAACUUGUGGCUGAAGAAUACCUGAAGUUUUUUGAUUUCACGGGUAUGAUGCUGGAUCACUCCCUCAGGAGUUUCUUUAAAGCCUUUUCACUUAUUGGAGAAACUCAGGAAAGAGAGAGAGUAUUAAUCCACUUCUCCAACAGAUACUAUCAGUGUAACCCAAACACCAUUUCUACUCAAGAUGGAGUCCAUUGUCUUACCUGUGCAGUGAUGCUGCUGAACACUGACCUACAUGGCCAUAACAUUGGGAAAAAGAUGACCUGCCACGAAUUCAUUGCCAACCUUCAGGGGAUGAACGAAGGCAAAGAUUUCCAUAGGGGGUUGCUGAAGGCUCUCUACAAUUCGAUCAAGAAUGAGAAGCUUGACUGGGCAAUAGACGAAGAGGAGAAAAAAAAAUCUCACUGUGAUGGUACUGAUGAGAAGGAUAAUGGACCCCAUUCAAAGGCCAUUACUCGGAUCGGCCAUUCCAAUAACCCCUUCCUGGACAUUCCUCAUGACCUCAAUGCUGCUGUGUAUAAAACUGGAUUUCUGGCUCGGAAAAUCCAUGCAGAUAUGGAUGGAAAGAGGACUCCCAGAGGGAAGCGUGGCUGGAAAACCUUCUACGCUGUGCUGAAGGGAACAGUGCUUUACUUGCAAAAGGAUGAAUAUAAACCAGAAAAGGCUUUGUCUGAGGAGGAUCUGAAAAAUGCAGUUAGCGUGCACCAUGCAUUGGCAUCAAAGGCAACAGACUAUGAGAAGAGGCCCAACGUACUAAAGCUCAAAACAGCUGACUGGAGGGUCUUGCUUUUCCAAGCCCAGAGCUCAGAAGAAAUGCAGGCAUGGAUCAACAAAAUCAAUUGUGUGGCAGCUAUAUUUUCUGCUCCACCAUUUCCAGCUGCUAUUGGCUCUCAGAAGAAGUUCAGUCGUCCGCUUCUACCGGCCACCACAACAAAGUUAUCUCAGGAUGAACAGCUGAAAUCACAUGAAGCUAAGCUGAAGCAAAUCUCUACCGAGCUAGCCGAGCAUCGUUCCUACCCACCGGACAAGAAACUUAAAGGCAAGGAAGUAGAUGACUACAAACUGAAAGACCACUAUCUGGAGUUUGAGAAAAUCCGCUAUGAGAUUUAUGUUGCCCUACUGAAAGAAGGGGGGAAGGAGCUGCUGAGCAGUGGAGAAAAUGAUGGGCCAGGACUGAAGAAAUCCCAUUCGAGUCCCUCAUUAAAUCAGGAGUCUCCAGUUAGUGCCAAGGUGAAGCGAAACAUCUCCGAGAGGAAGGACUACAGACCAGAAACACCCAGCAUCAAGCAGAAGGUCACUUAGACUGCAUGAGACCGCUGUAGAAAUAGCCAUGCAGCAAAAUACCAUUGGUCAAAAUUUCCUUUGCUAACCUGUCUUUGACAAAAGCAAACCAAUGCAUCUGCCUGAAUGGGGUGGUAGUGACAUUUUCUAUUGUAUAUUUUGUUGUUUCUGUACAGAUUGUGGGAGAUGUCUUGGCUCCUGAUUUGCUUUGCCUUGUUAAUUUAUCAUCUAACCAUUGAAGCACCUCUUUUUUUAAAAGGGGUGGGAGUGGGACUCCCUGAUUUAUUGCACGUCUCCUCCCCUUCUUUCCACUCUCAUUGGCACAUGACUUUCAUCUCAAAUCACUUGUGACCUUUCUCACUGCAGUGCGAAAAGUAACUGGACAAGCACUGCAGCAUAGUGAGUGCUAGCUGCAAUGACGAGAAAUGAAUUGUUGCUCAGUUGCAGAGAUGGAGCUGACUGCUCCCUGCAGGUUAGUUCAAUUCUGAUGCUGCGACUGGAGAUCUCCCAAGGAUGUGAAACAUGCUGGUACUUGUGCUACAGUGAUAGGAGCCGUAUAAACAGAUAGGGUACUGGAUUGUAUUAACUCUGGACCCACACAGACCAAGGGACUAAAAAAUGAAAAUCACUGGGAAUGCUGGGCAUACAGAAUUAGAACAGGUUUUUCAAAGUGAAGACUCUGGGGGAGCAGAGGGGGUUGUCCAGAGCCAUGUCUCUCUUGAUGAUUGAUCCAGCCAGAAUUAAUUUUGUUUUUCCAUUUCACUAUUCAGUGGGUUGUUGUAGAUGACAACUGCUGGCUAUGUGUUUUAGUAGAAAAGGAAAUCCCAUGUGUUUCUCAACAAUACACUCUCAUGCUGCUGCCAUACACAGUCGUAAUAUGCAUUGUUCAGCUGCAGUUUCCCUCCAGAAUUUUGAUUUCCUUAUUAGUAGGCACAGGUAUUCUGCAGUCUCUCUGAGAUCAAUGGAGGUGUUCUCCUGUUCUCUUCUGAAAGGAAUUCUGUUAAACUAUCCCUUGAAUUUUUCACAGGUAUUUAGAAAGAACAUGUUGGAACAGAAGUCCUGGUGACUCAGGGACUUAAUGGUCUUAGAUCCAGAAUCUGACCCCAUUCCAGUUGCUCUGUCCCUGGCAGUCACACCGAUGCAGCCGUAGGGACAGCAAAACCUGCUCCCUGUGGAAUCUUUCUUUAAUAGCAACUCCUGACCUCUAUAUAAGGACAUGGCCUGGGGGGAAAGGGACUUGGCCUGCAUACCUCAGCCUUCCCCAGCUGCUAGCAAUGGCCCUUUUGGGCUGUGGGCUGUAACUUAAAGCAGCCCUGAGGUUGCCUUAACUUACGCCAAGCAUGACUAAGAGAUACCUUUGCUUCCUCCCAGUGCCCGCCCAUUUUGUGCUUACUGCAGCUCAACUCGUCUGGAGGAUCUAAUCCUUAAUGUGCAAAGACAGUCCAGGUCAAUAUAAACUGUAGUAGGUGGCCUCAAAGAAACGUCUAGAUAGCUCAGGUCCAGUUCUUGCAGGGGCAGGUAUUUACAUCACAGAGCUCCUCACUACAGAGGGUAUAUUUGUGGGCAGGCUCAGCCGAGAGGCCAACAACAGGUAGGUCAUGGACGUUAAACCAUUCUGGACUACUAAACUACCAGGCUAGCAGGCAGUAGAGGGAGCAAUCAAGUAAGAUAAAGACUUUGCAGAGAAGCUACACGAUUUCUCUAUCCCAGCCUCUACCACAAAGGACAACCAUGAGAUAUACACCCCAGUGCUCUAGACUGUAAUACCCGUGCUGUGCUGUCAGAGAUCGUAGCACUGAAAGAGGAAGUGGUGCACCAAAUGGAUCAUUUAGGAUGCAGUCACUAACCAGGACCAGAUGGUAUUGCAUCCAAGAGUUCCAGCGUGACUUAUGAAUGGAGUGGCUGAGCUGCUCACAAAAAUUUGUAAUCUGUCCUCGUACUAAAAGUCUAGAGGAUAGCCAAUACCUGACCUCAUUUUAAAAAUGACUCGGAGUGACUGUGAUUCACAGAGCUGUGAGGAGGGCUGGUCAACAUUUUCCAACGUUUGGAUUUGUUUUUUAAAAAUUACAUUAUGUUUAAAGUUAAGUACAUUGUCUGAGUGCUGCCUUGAAGAGAAACUUUCCUGAAUUAGGGCCAAAGUUAUGUGCUUGAGCAACAUGCUGGGAAGUGUCAUUCACUGUAGACAAGGGCCGGGGUAAUACACAUUGGAAGAAAUAAUUUGAACUGCUCACUGAGGGGUAGUAGACUACCACUCAGGAGAAAGGCCUAGGCAUCCUGCAGCUGUUCAUUGUACAGCAGUAAUUUAAAAAGCGGGGGGGGGGCAGUAAACUAGAGGUUGAGUUAUACUGAGAGACAGGGGGAGCGCUAAUACUGGGACUGCUAAAUGUCAUUACAUAGGGACAAGUAUCAGAGGGGUAGCUGAGUUAGUCUGGAUCUGUAAAAGCGGCAAAGAGUCCUGUGGCACCU
This is a messenger RNA of Chelonoidis abingdonii (Abingdon island giant tortoise), 6887 nucleotides long. The record is from RefSeq and is a predicted model, not a curated record. NCBI's taxonomy places the organism in Eukaryota, Metazoa, Chordata, Testudines, Testudinidae.